AUGGCGAAAAGGCUUGCUGGGCAUCGUGGCAAUUCGGCCAGGUCCAUCUGGAUCGGCCUAGCUAUAAGUCUUGCAGGGUUUGUAAACGAUAUCGAUACUGGAAUCAUUGCGUCGACCAUUGCCCAAGACACAUUUAAGACCUACAUGUACGGCCUAGGCACAAACAGUGCCUCUGUGAGAGCCGGUAUCGUUUCCGCCUUUGGUAGCGCCGGUUCGGCUUCCUCUAUCGACAAGAUAUCCCGUCGAUGGACCUUGCUCCUUGGCUUUGUAGUCAGGGUUGUCGGUGCUGUACUGCAAACUGCUGCGCAGAACCCGGCCAUGAUGAUUAUACCACCCGCUGCCUUGCUGGGACUUCUGACCAUCAUCCUGCCGUACUCGCCUUGUUGGUUGGACAUGAAAGAACGAUACGACGAAGCUAAGGCAGUCAUGUACUCCCUCCCUAGCCACCGUGGCUCUGAUGUCAUCGAGGCCGAAUUCGCCGAGAUGUGCAGUCAGAUUCAGCUAGAACGAAACAAGAAGACCAUGACUAACUUUUAUAACCUCUGGACUCGGAAGUAUAUCCGUCGUACAUUGUUGGCCUGCCUAACCGUCAACAUGAUGAAGCUCUCUGGAUCCAACGUCAUCCAGAACUACCGACAGAAGUUCACGGUAUAA
Messenger RNA from Scedosporium apiospermum, 654 nucleotides. RefSeq lists its product as uncharacterized. Gene Ontology annotation, cellular component: membrane. Gene Ontology annotation, molecular function: carbohydrate:proton symporter activity. Lineage: Eukaryota; Fungi; Ascomycota; Sordariomycetes; Microascales; Microascaceae. Gene Ontology annotation, biological process: carbohydrate transport; transmembrane transport. The record is from RefSeq and is a predicted model, not a curated record. The transcript has 5 exons. Bases 1 to 654 code for a protein of 217 amino acids.